This is a messenger RNA of Passer domesticus (house sparrow), 952 nucleotides long. RefSeq names its product DnaJ heat shock protein family (Hsp40) member C24 (gene DNAJC24). The transcript has 6 exons. Gene Ontology annotation, molecular function: ATPase activator activity; ferrous iron binding. The record is from RefSeq and is a predicted model, not a curated record. Lineage: Eukaryota; Metazoa; Chordata; Aves; Passeriformes; Passeridae. The coding region runs from base 310 to 813 and encodes 167 amino acids. Gene Ontology annotation, biological process: positive regulation of ATP-dependent activity.
GGAAGGGGUUGCAGACCCAUCAGGCCAUGGCCCUGGAGAGGGUGAAGCAGAAGGACUGGUACAAGGUCCUGGGGGCCAAACCCUCGGACAGCCCGGCAGAACUGAAACAGAAAUACCAAAAACUUGCUUUGGUGGUAAAUUCAGUAUUACUCUUGAAAGGACCUGCCUACUGAGGAACUUCAUGUUGAGUUUAAGUUGAGAAUUUGAAACUUAAAAAUGAAAACACUUUGAGUUUUAUAUUGGAAGUCUGAUAAUAAUGCUUUUCAUGAGAUUCAGGCAGUGGUUAUUGUCCACAGUUCAUUUGUUAUAAUGAGCAGCUUCUGGUACCUCAUCCUCUGUAGAUUUGUGGUCCAUACACAACAGAAUGGGCACCAGGCAAUUGAAAUGGGACAUUUGGCCAGGAUGUGCUUGGCCUCUGAUGUCAUUUGUGUUCUGCAGAGGAAUCUGAUGCCUCUCUUGAGCGCUUUGUGCCUUAAUUAUUAUCACCCUGACAAACAGGAGGCAGACGUGGCGGCGGCCGAGGCGGAGGAGCGCGUGCAGCGGUUCAUGGAGAUCCAUCAGGCGUGGAAAAUUCUGGGCAACGAGGAGACAAAAAAAGAGUAUGACCUGCAGCAGCGUGAAGAUAACCUGACAAAAGAAUGGCCACUUCAUGAACAGAUUUAUCUUGAGGACAUGUCCUGGAAUGAAGAUGAACAACUCUACACUCUGUCCUGUCGAUGUGGUGGGAAUUACAGUGUCUCCAAGAGUGAAACCCAAGAUGUAUCUUUGGUUUGUUGUGACACAUGUUCACUCGUUAUCGAGAUCCUGCAAUGAUUGUUUCAGUGAAGCACAUUGAGUGUGACAAACGUUUCAAAAGGCUGGACAAACAAGUGACAGCACCUGCUAAAGAAAUGUGUGUUAAAGAAGAAGGGGGCACUACAAGAACAAGUUCAUUCAGGGUUAAAAAGGACAC